Aspergillus pseudotamarii is the source of this 1448-nucleotide messenger RNA. RefSeq lists its product as uncharacterized. The coding region runs from base 77 to 1102 and encodes 341 amino acids. The record is from RefSeq and is a predicted model, not a curated record. Lineage: Eukaryota; Fungi; Ascomycota; Eurotiomycetes; Eurotiales; Aspergillaceae. The transcript is spliced from 2 exons.
UUCAGUUGUCUGGUAUUUAGCGAUACUGCUAUAUAUCCAACAUAGAAAUCUUGAGCCAAAUCCAGUAAAAAAAAAUAUGUAUUUACCCUCUCCCACAUACUCUUUUACCAUCCCUUCACUCCACGAUGAGACUCCACUUGACUGUCGCCUUUAUCUCCCCCAUCAUUCUUCGUUGCAGUUAGAAACUAUACGAGGGGCUAUCAUCGCACACCCAUAUGCUCCUCUCGGUGGGUGCUACGACGACCCAGUUGUAAGUUUUGUCGGAGGCGAGCUUUUGAAGACUGGAUACAUCGUGGGCACAUUCAACUUUCGCGGUGCCGGUACUUCCGGGGGACGGACUAGUUGGACCGCGAAGCCCGAAUUAGCAGAUUAUGUUUCCUUCUACGGAUUCAUGCUGUGCUACUUGCAUUCCUUGAGGUCUCAAGAAGUUUCACAGAGAGGGGAUGGAAGUAUCCCUGGUGGGGCCAACGUUGACGUCCCCGAUGCUCAGUUUACACUUGACUGGCCAGAUAUCCAUCUCAUCCUUGGUGGUUAUUCCUACGGCUCAUUAAUUGCAUCGCAUCUUCCUGCACUUGAUGUCGUUGCGGAUCUUUUUAAAGACAUCAUUGCUGGUACAGAGGCACAUGAAAUCCUUCAAACUGCAGUGAAAGUUUCGGCUCUGUUGGAAGCCAACGGGUCAACCCAAGAACAAAACCUGGCAUCAGAAGACCACCUGGCUGUGGAAGAACCGCUGGAUAUCUCAGGAACAACAAUAUCAUACCUUCUCGUGUCACCCCUCUUGCCGCCACUCAAUCUAUUCCUAACAUUCUUCUCAACAAUGUUUCUGGAUAUUGGGGCUCGCAGCCCAGCUCAACGGAGACAGAUUCCAUGUCCCAAGCCAACUCGUCAGCUAUGCGCCCGUCCGAGUCUAGCGAUUUACGGAAAUCAGGACAGCUUUACAUCUGCAAGUAAAUUAAAAAAAUGGUCAGACGAACUGUCGCAUGUGCCCGGCAGUCAAUUUCAAUCGGCCGAGAUUGACGGAGCUGGACAUUUCUGGAGAGAGGAUGGGGUCGAGUCGCAGGCAAGAGAUGCACUGGGAAAGUGGUUGCGCCUGAUACCUUGACUGUUCGUGCAAAAUAGCGAAUUAAAGGUAACUUAGUGGUAGUUCUAUGAUCACUUUAGGAGAGGUCUAGAAUAUCGGACUGAAAGAUGGGACCGCGUUCCCCAUUUGCAGGCCCGUUUCACAUGCACACGUCCCAUCUCUGAAAGCAUGUGAUAGUUCUGCCUUCGCAUGACCAUCCCCAGCUUAUAGUGGGGAUUUAUCCUCUGGAGUCUGAGAUUUGAGUCUAAAGGCCUAUGGUGUCAUUGGGUCAGUGGUUCCGUAAACGUUUCGAUACCGUUACACAUGCUUCGCAUGUUGAACAUGGGUAUCGCAGCUUACCGACCAUUGACCCAUGACUGAGCAUUUA